AUGGAAGCCCCUGACGGAGUUCCAUUGAAGGCUGAAGUUGCCCGACGGGAGAGCCUCGGAUCGCAGAACUCCCAGACAGCGAAAGAGUUCACUGAUUCCCAGAUACGUCUCGAGGCCGACGCUCGAGAGAUUCUGCCAUACUCUUUCGACUCUUGCACCUAUGAACUCGGUCCCCUGCGCCAGAGUCUCUUCGCUUGCUUAACUUGCAACCCACCCCCAGCCAAGCCUGACGAGGAGUUCACACCCGCCGGUGUCUGCUACUCCUGUUCAAUUGCUUGCCAUGGCGAACACACCCUAGUUGAACUGUUCAACAAGCGCAACUUUGUCUGUGACUGUGGAACUACACGUAUGCCCUCCACAUCUCCUUGUACCUUGCGCGAAGAUCCCGAAACCGGUCGAAAGGGUGUUCACUCUCAACAAGCCGCCCCGGGAAACAAAUACAACCAUAACUUUCGAAACCAGUUCUGCGGAUGUGGCGAGAAAUAUGAUCCAUAUUCAGAGAAAGGAACCAUGUUCCAAUGCCUUGGCCUGGGUAGCGUCGAAACUGGUGGCUGUGGUGAAGACUGGUGGCACCCUGAGUGUCUGAUUGGCUUACCACGCGAUUGGCACAAGAAGCCUGAGCAUGAAAAGUCCAUCUCUGCAGGUGGCACAGAUGGCGCCGGCGAUGGUGCGGGUGAUGGUGCGGGUGAUGGUGCGGGUGAUGGUGCGGGUGAUGGUGCGGGUGAUGGUGCGGUCGACGACGAGGAAACGCCACUUCCUCCCGGGUUCCCUGCCGAAGACGAUUUUGACCAGUUCAUCUGCUACAAGUGUGUCGAGUCUGUACCAUGGCUCAAGCGUUAUGCAGGGACCUCGGGCUUUCUGCCGGCAGUUUAUCGCAAAGGUGGAAUGAACGAUCCUCAAGAGUCUUUGGAGGAGCCCGGUGAUUCAAAAACCUCAGAUUCAGAGGACAAGUCCAAGAAGCGUAAGGCCGAGGAUAGUGAACCAGAAGUACCGGAGCGUGUCGCAAAGAAGUCUCGAGAGAACGAAUCUGAUGCGACGAAGGAAGCCCAGCCUGAAGUCUCCUUUUCAGAACCUGUGGAGGAGGAGGCUGAAUCUCUCAGUCGAUCGAAAACACUACAAGAAUCGAAUACCGCCGACAAGACUUCAGUGCCCGACUCCACCGGGGCCAAGCCGAAGCACGCCCUCCUCCCGCCCACCACCCCUCAAGCAUCUUUCUCUCUCUUCCUUCUCGAAAAUUUCCAAGAUGGUCUCUGCCGCUGUGCAGAGUGCUACCCCCAGUUAGCACCCUAUCCCCAACUGCGCGAGGAAGAAGAUACAUACGAGCCACCUUUGUCCGAUGACGGCGAGAACGGAAAUGGGGCUCGCAGCGCAGGAACGGGUAGCCUCCUUGAGCGCGGCGAAGCGGCGCUCAGCAACAUUGAUCGUGUGCGCGCCAUCGAGGGCGCUAUGAUCUACAAUCAUCUCCGUGACAAGGUGAAGGAUUUCCUCAAGCCAUUCGCCGUGAGUGGCCAGGCCGUGAGCGCAGAGGAUAUCAAAGGUUACUUUGAAAAAUUGCGGGGUGAUGAGCAGGGUAUUAAAGAUGCUGCUGACGGUGCCUCCGCUGAGGGGAAAGGCAACGGUGGUGAUGACAGUCACCGCGACGAGCAGCCUAGUAAGUUCACUGGUCUUUGA
Messenger RNA from Penicillium diatomitis, 1671 nucleotides. RefSeq names its product putative metaphase-anaphase transition protein (Mlo2). Lineage: Eukaryota; Fungi; Ascomycota; Eurotiomycetes; Eurotiales; Aspergillaceae. The record is from RefSeq and is a predicted model, not a curated record. The transcript is spliced from 3 exons. Gene Ontology annotation, cellular component: cytoplasm. Gene Ontology annotation, molecular function: zinc ion binding; ubiquitin protein ligase activity. Bases 1 to 1671 code for a protein of 556 amino acids.